GAAACAUCAUUGCAGUUCUCUUUUGACAAUCAUCGUUGGAGUACACAUCGUUUCUUCUUGUUUUUGUGAACGUCGGGUCGGCUUUUGGUUUGCAGGAUUGAACUCGAAAGAAAAUUUUCAACUGAAGCGAAAGCUAGAGUGAAUACUAAUAUCAAAGAUAAAAGGAAGCAAACCUAUGAGAUGACGAGCUCAAUCAGGGGCAUCAGCACGAGCACCAGCGGUAGCACCCAGAGGAGUCUCUUUCAAAAUUCCAACGAGGACCGCAAAAAACGAGAGGAGGCCACCCUCCACAAAAUGAAGGAGGUCACGCGGACAUAUCUGGACAAAAUGGAGACGAACUCGGCGUUCUUCUCCGACGAGACGAAAAUUGCGAUGCUACGUAGAAACAAAUGCAGACCAAUUGUUAUACGAGAUGAUGAUGACUAUGGAAAGGAGCGCGAAAAUGGAGGUAAGCACAGCCACUGCAUUUGGAAUGGCGGUGUGGUGGUUCCACGGUUCGAACCAAUCGAAAUCGAAUUAGAAACAACUCUAGGGAUGGGGGAAUUCGGAACCGUCCUCAGGGUAGGGAGCAUCCAUUUACUUCCCCGUAGUCAGCCUGAUGACGACAACUGCAAAGGAGAUCGAUCAACACGAAACCACAAAAAAGAGGAGAGACCCUUCUCUUCGGUCAGGAGCAACCCUUCCGUGCUUGUCGGCUUGGAACCGCAAGGCAACGGCAAUAACAACGAACUGGACACGAUUGAAUGUUCCUCGGGGCAUCCAGGCAGCAUUCGCCACUCCGAGAAACGAUCCCUGUGGUCCUCUACGACUAUGCCGUCGAUGUCCUCCCUGACAAGCAGCAGCCACUCGGGCAGCAACACAAACGCCGAUCCGGAUCCUGACGCAACGAUCAUUUCGAAACGAAUGCCUCCUCGGUCCCCCGGAUACCCGUCGUUGUGGCUGGGCAUCAACUCUUCUUCGGUAGACGAGCAGAAGCAACAAGCGCAGCAGAUCCAAAGCGCCAUCGGGGCCGAUCGGUUGUUGCGACAGGAACUGACCGAAAGUUAUUGCCGGCCAAAGCGGAACCGGCGACACAGCAGCCCUGCGGGUGGCUCUUCGUUGGCGCGCUCAACGGCAAUAAGCACGAACGCGUCGUUGCUGGUAAUCAAACAAAUACGAAAGGAUUUGUACCCGAAGAAACGCAUUGAAGCGGCGAAAGAUUUGGCUAGAGAAGCCAAGCUGUUAGCUAGACUGCAAUUACUGUAUUGUACAGAACAGAGAUCCGAUUCCGAGGCAGACCCACCAUCUGACAAGGAUGAUGGCGUGCAUCCAUUCCGUUACCGCUACGUAGCUUUUGACAACCAUCCCAACCUAAUCACUCUGAGGGGGAUCGUUUCGAAUCCAGGGGCACCCGACUUUGGCAUACUCCUGGAUCGAUUGCACCUUACCCUCGCAGAACGGGUAACAUUUUGGGGGAAGCGGCAAAACGAAAUUCUGGAAAAGACCACCGGAAGAACGAAACGUCACAGCUACAAAACGUCCUUGCUGGCAUCGUGGUGGCCCUCCCGAGCGGCAUUCUGGCCCAGUGGUUUGUUUGGGUGCGACAAACGGGAGCCAAACCACACGCGUUCGUCGAUGUCACCGUUUUCACAGGUCGUGGUUGGUGAGGACGCCUCGCUGGAAGGGGUGAUGUACACGGCGACGACAACUGUGCCAUCUUCUCCGCUAGAAAGCCUGGUGCUUCUAGGUGAACGCGUCCUGGCCCUGUUCGAUGUCGCGGAGGGAAUGCGAUACCUCCACAAACACAAGAUUGUCUUUCGUGAUCUAAAGACCGAAAACGUUGGAGGAAAAACAACAUCGGGCGAUGCCCUGCAACGGAUGCAAAUCUUUGAUUUUGGACUGGCGAGGGAAUGCAAAUCAUCGGACAAGGUGAGGCAAUCACCCUUGUCCUCGCGUUCUGUCGAUUCUGCUUCACGUGGGGAAGCUACACCAGGCUUUGGAGAUACGAACGACAACUAUGAUUUGAAUGAUUUUUACGAUACCUACCAUAUAACGGGGAUGACGGGCACGAUGAGGAUCAUGGCCCCGGAGGUCAUACGGUACUCGCCCUACGGAUUACCAGCGGACGUUUAUUCCUUUGGUAUCUGUAUGUGGGAGGUUUUUACAGGGAAAAAGUGCAACUUUUUGUCCGCGGCCGAGAUCUGCGACACCAAGAACGUUGUUCGGCCCCGGCCCCCGAUGCGGUUUGAUCCCCUGAAGGGCAGCGUGGGCAUGCCGCUCAAGCUGCGGGUGCUGAUGCAGAAAUGCUGGCACGAGGAUCCGAACCAGCGGCCAGAAUUUGGAGUUCUCAGCGACCAUCUCCGGUCCAUCCUGUCGGAGUUGCACAACCAAUCGUCGCAUCCGGAGCGACCGUUCGGGCAGCCAUCAAACGCCGUAGACAACGGCGCCAGUAGCAACAAUGAAAACAAACAGCGACAGCCUUUCCACGAAAGGAGCUUGUCCGAUGGAACUUCUCGCUCCUCAGGCCAAGCCGCAUUGUGGUGCCGCCUAGAAGCCAUCCACGCAUCUAGGAGGCAGGACGAUUGAAUGUAUUACCAUCGAUCCAUCGGCUGUUUUUUUGGAAUUAGGGCUUGGCUAGAACCUCUAUUUUUGCAGCUUAUUUUUUACGCG
Molecule: messenger RNA, 2649 nt
Organism: Pseudo-nitzschia multistriata
Lineage: Eukaryota; Bacillariophyta; Bacillariophyceae; Bacillariales; Bacillariaceae
Source: the annotation of a GenBank genome assembly